GCUUGUCAGUGGGGUAGAGAGGCGCGUGCCAGCAUCCUCGUGCCGAGCUUCGGCCGUCGUCAAGGGAGGGUCUCCGUCAGAGUUCAGGUGUGUGCGCGCGUGCCCGAAGCGGGAGGAUGCCAGCCGCGCGCCGCAGCCGGGGCUGCCGCUGCUGAACCGUCCGCCGUGUGUCGUCGCUCUGCCUCCCGGCGGCUCCUCGCGCCUCGUCGGCGCCGCAUCCUCGCGCGUCCCGCCGGAUUUGUGAAUCAGCCUCCACGCACGGAUGCAGCUGCCGUGAACGCGCGCAGAGGGGGAGACGGGAGCACAAACAGCCGCGCUGUGGUCACGCACGGCCGGGAGGAUUAACGCACGCUGGGAUUACUGCUGCAGGAUCACAGGCUCCCAUCAGUGCUGGCUGGGUUUGUUGCUGGGUGAUUUUGAAAAAAACUUUAUGGACUCGUGGAGACAUUUUCAUCUUUUCAUCUUAAAUAUGUGUUUUAAUCCGCCAAGUGAGGACACAUAACAUUAAAAACGGGAAGGAGAAUCAGAAAUGUGCGCGCGGGCGGAUGGAGAAGAAAGUUCCUGCUUGAAAUAAUCUCUGACACCACCGAGGAGCUGAGCUCCUCAUCAAUGAGGAGGAGGAUGGCUGGUUAUCACCUGCAGAGGAGAUGAAGAAUCACACUGAUCAUAGUAACCACAGGAACAUUAUGGGAUGGAUUCUCCCAGACUUUGAUGGAGAGCCACGAGGAGAGAGCUGGAGCCUGAUCUCCUCCUGCUGGACUCUGUGAGUUCACUCCUCCGUGUCUCUGUCUGCUGUUGCUCCCUAAAUUAAUCAGGUGUAAAACCAAAAAAUCUAAAGGAGGAGAGGAUGAGCUCCAACCCGACCGGAGCUGCUCCAUCACUUUGAUCCAAAAACCCAGAAAACUGACAUUUCUGCCCCGGGAUUAAAGGACAAGCUCCGCUCUGCUGUGGAGGAGUGAGCAGGAGGAGGAGGAGGAGGCGCGGUCCCGUCAGAUGAGUGAGCAUGUCGGACCGGAGCGCCCCGGGCUGCCGGCUCAGACUGGACUGGGUCUACGGGUACCGGGGCCACCAGUGCCGGAACAACCUGUUCUACACGGCCGGGAAGGAGGUGGUGUACUUCGUGGCGGGAGUGGGCGUGGUUUACAACACGAGGGAGCACAGCCAGAGGUUUUACAUGGGACACAACGAUGACAUCAUCAGUCUGGCCUUGCAUCCGGAGCGCUCCCUGGUGGCGACGGGUCAGGUGGGGAAGGAUCCGUACGUGUGCGUCUGGGACUCCUUCACCGCCCAGACCGUGUCUCUGCUGCGGGAUGGACACACUCAUGGCAUCGCCUGUCUCGCCUUCAGCCCUGACGGACAGCGGCUGGCGUCGGUCGGUCUGGAUGCCAAGAACACCGUUUGCAUCUGGGAGUGGAGGAGGGGGAAGAUCCUGGCCUCGGCCACCGGCCACUCGGACAGGAUCUUUGAUAUCUGCUGGGAUCCGUUUCAGCAGAACCGCCUGGUGAGCUGUGGAGUCAAACACAUCAAGUUCUGGGCUCUGUGCGGAAACGCUCUCACUCCAAAGCGCGGCAUCUUCGGGAAGGCGGGAGACCUGCAGACCAUCUUGUGUGUGGCGUCGGCUAAGGAGGACAUCACGUACUCGGGAGCGCUGAACGGGGACGUGUACGUGUGGAAGGGACUCAACCUGAUCCGGACGGUCCAGUCCGCUCACGGAGCUGGCAUCUUCAGCUUGUUCUCCUGUGAGGAGGGUUUUGCCACUGGAGGCAGAGACGGCUGCAUCCGGCUGUGGGACGUUGACUUCAAACCCAUCACUAAAAUCGACCUGCGAGAGGCGGAGCAGGGAUACAAAGGUCUGUCUAUUCGCAGUGUGUGCUGGCGAGCAGACCGGAUCCUCGCCGGAACUCAGGACAGCGAGAUCUUUGAGGUGAUGGUUCGAGACCGGGACAAACCCCUGCUCAUCAUGCAGGGACACAGCGAAGGCGAGCUCUGGGCGCUGGACAUCCACCCCAAAAAACCUCUGGCUGUCACCGGGAGCGACGACCGAUCCGUCAGGCUGUGGAGUCUGGUGGAUCACGCCCUCAUCGCUCGCUGCAACAUGGAGGAAGCGGUGCGCAGUGUGGCCUUCAGCAUGGACGGAUCCCAGCUGGCUCUGGGCAUGAAGGACGGCUCCUUCACUGUGCUGAGAGUCAGAGACAUGACGGAGGUCGUCCACAUCAAGGACAGGAAGGAAGUGAUUCACGAGAUGAAAUUCUCUCCAGACGGGGCGUACCUGGCCGUCGGCUCCAACGAUGGACUGGUGGACGUCUACGCCGUCGCCCAGAGAUACAAAAAAGUUGGAGAAUGCUGCAAAUCCUCCAGCUUCAUCACACACCUGGACUGGUCUCUGGACGGCAAAGUUCUGCAGACCAACGAUGGAGCUGGAGAACGCCUCUUCUACCGAAUGCCACUGGGGAAACCGGUCAGUAAGGAGGAGGUGAAAAAUCAGCUCUGGGCCUCCUGGAGCGGCAUCCUGGGCUCCGAGGUCAACGGCAUCUGGCCGAAAUACUCGGACUCAACAGCCGUCCACGCUGUGGACGCCAACCACGCCGCUGCGGUGCUCAUCACCGGAGACGACCUCGGCCUGGUGAAGCUGUUCCGCUUCCCCUGCCUGAAGAAAGGUGCCAAAUUCAAAAAAUACAUUGGACAUUCAGCCCAUGUGACCAACGUUCGCUGGUCACAUGACCUACAGUGGGUGUUGACUACGGGUGGGGCUGACCACGCCCUCUUCCAGUGGAGAUUUCUGCCAGAGUCAGUCAUGAAUGGGGGUGUGGAUGUCAACAUUCAAGACAGUUAUGGCGACUCCGGCAGCGAGGAGUCAGACAGCGACGUGUCUGACGUCCCGGAGCUCGACUCCGACAUCGAGCAGGAAACGCAGAUCAACUACGACAGACAGGUUUACAAGGAGGACCUGCCUCAGCUCAGGCAGCAGAGCAGAGAGAAGAAGCAGCAGGUGGGAUCCUUGAAGAGACAGAAGGGGCCGGAGCAGGGCCUCCGACUGCGCUUCGUUCACGGGUAUCGUGGGUACGACUGCAGGAACAACCUGUUCUACACUCAGAGUGGCGAGGUGUUGUUCCAUGUGGCGGCGGUGGGCGUGGUCUACAACCGUCAGCUGCACAGUCAGCGCUUCUAUUUGGGCCACGAUGACGACAUCCUGAGCCUCAGCAUCCACCCGCUGAAGGACUUUGCUGCUACAGGACAGGUGGGGAGGGACCCGGCCAUCCAUGUUUGGGACAUCCAGACUCUGAAGUGUCUGUCCUUGCUGAAGGGUUUUCAUCAGAGAGGCAUCUGUGCGCUGGACUUCUCAGCGGAUGGAAAAAGUCUGGUUUCAGUGGGGCUGGAUGAUGAACACUCCAUCAUCCUGUGGGACUGGAAGAGAGGAGAGAAGCUGGCAACGGCUCGGGGUCAUAAAGAGAAGAUAUUUGUGGUGAAGUGUAACCCCAUGCUCAUGGACAAACUGGUCACUGUGGGAAUUAAACACAUCAAGUUCUGGCAACAUGCAGGGGGCGGCCUCAUCUUCAAGCGUGGUGCGUUCAGGAGCUUUGGCCGGCACGAGACCAUGAUGUCCGUGUGCUACGGUCGUAGCGAAGGGUUGGUUUUCUCUGGCGCCGCCACCGGCGACGUUUACAUCUGGAAGGAGCCGCUGCUCCUGAAAACAGUCAAAGCUCAUGACGGGCCGGUGUUCGCCAUGUUCUCCCUCGACAAGGGCUUCGUCACAGGAGGGAAGGACGGUGUGGUGGCGCUGUGGGACGACAUGUUUGACCGCUGCUUAAAGACCUACGCCAUCAAGAGAGCAGCGCUGUCCCCAGCAUCUAAAGGCCUUCUACUGGAGGACAACCCAUCCAUCAGGGCCAUCACUCUGGGUCACGGUCACAUCCUGGUAGGAACCAAAAAUGGAGAAGUCCUAGAAAUUGACAAGACUGGACCAAUGACCUUGCUGGUGCAGGGUCACAUGGAGGGGGAAGUUUGGGGUCUGGCCCCCCACCCCCUGCUGCCGAUCUGCGCCACCGUCAGUGACGAUAAAACCCUGAGACUGUGGGAGACUUCCACCAGUCACCGCAUGGUGGCCGUCCGCAAGCUGAAGAGAGGUGGUCGCUGCUGUGCCUUCUCCCCCGAUGGGAAAGUGCUGGCGGUUGGCCUGAGUGACGGCGGCGUGCUGGUGGUGAACGCCGACACUCUUGAAGAUCUGCUGAGCUUCCAUCAUCGCCGCGACGCCAUUUCUGACCUCCGCUUCACCCCAGACUCAGGUAAAUACCUGGCGGUGGCGUCACAUGACAGCUUUGUGGACAUCUACAACGUGUUGACCACCAAGAGGGUGGGGAUCUGUAAAGGAGCGUCCAGUUACAUCACACACAUGGACUGGGACACCCGAGGUAAACUUCUGCAGGUAAACACAGGAGCCAAAGAGCUGCUGUUCUUUGAAGCUCCGAGAGGAAGAAGACAAACCAUCAAAAACUCUGAGCUGGAGCGUAUCAGCUGGUCCACCUGGACCUGCGUUCUGGGUUCCAGCUGUGAAGGGAUCUGGCCCACCCACAGUGACAUCACAGACAUCAACGCAACAUCUCUAACCGCCGAUCGGACACUGCUCGCCACCGGAGACGACUUCGGCUUCCUCAAACUGUUCAGCUACCCCGUCAGAGGUCAGUUUGCCCGUUUCAAACGCUAUGUGGGCCACUGCGCUCAGGUCACAAACGUGCGCUGGGCUCACGACGACUCCAUGCUUUUGACGGUGGGCGGAGCCGACACGGCCUUGAUGAUCUGGAAGAGGGAAAGGGGGGGCGGAGUCAACGCAGAUGGGGAGGGGACUUCGUUUCGAGACAACCAGCCGCUGGUGGACAGCGAGGAGUCGGACGAUGACACAGAAGAAGAUGGAGGCUACGACAGCGAUGUUGCCCGAGAGAAGAUCGUGGACUACGUCACCAAGAUGAGCACCGCCAGCAUGAGAGAGACGAGAGGAAGCAAACCCCACCAGCAGCAGAAGGAGAUGAAUGCUGAGGAGAGAGGAUCCAGGCCUCCUGUGAGCCGAGCAGCACCGCAGCCUGAGAAACUGCAAAAGAACAACGUGACCAAAAAGAAGAGGCUGGUGGAGGACCUGGUUCUGGAUCAUGUGUUCGGUUUCCGCGGCUUUGAUUGCCGGAACAAUCUGCACUACCUUAACGAAGGCUCAGACAUCGUCUACCACACCGCUGCCACCGCCAUCGUCCACAGUCUAACUACUGGAACUCAGAGUUUCUACCUGGAGCACACAGAUGACAUCCUGUGUCUGACGGUCAACCAGCAUCCUAAAUUUAAGAACAUCAUAGCAACAGGACAGAUCGGAACGACUCCCUCAAUCCAUGUGUGGGACGCCAUGAGCAAACAGACCCUGUCCAUCCUCCGCUGCCCGCACGCCAAAGCCGUCGGCUACGUGAACUUCAGCGCCACGGGGAAGCUGCUGCUGUCCGUCGGAGUGGACCCUGAACACACCAUCAACGUGUGGCGCUGGCAGGAGGGAUCCAGAGUUUGCAGCAGAGCCGGACACCCAGACCGGAUCUUCGUGGUGGAAUUUCGUCCGGAUUCUGACUCUCAGUUUGUGUCCGUGGGAAUCAAACACGUGAAGUUUUGGACGUUGGCUGGUGGAGCGCUUAUGCACAAGAAAGGAGUGGUGGGCACGGUGGAGGACGGCAGGAUGCAGACCAUGCUGUCCAUCGCAUUCGGAGCCAACAACCUGACGUUCACGGGAGCCAUCAACGGGGACGUGUACGUGUGGAAGGAUCACUACCUGCUGCGGGUGGUGGCGAAGGCUCACACAGGCCCGGUGUUCGCCAUGUACACCACGCUGAGAGACGGGCUCAUCGUCACCGGAGGAAAAGAGCGGCCGACGAAGGAAGGCGGCGCGGUGAAGCUCUGGGAUCAGGAGAUGAAGCGCUGCCGGGCCUUCCAGCUGGAGACGGGUCAGCAGGUGGAGUGUGUACGAUCCGUCUGCAGAGGCAAGGGUAAGAUCCUGGUGGGGACAAAGGAUGGGGAGAUCAUCGAGGUGGGGGAGAAGAACGCGGCGUCCAAUCUGCUGCUGGACAGCCACGCUCCCGGAGGAAUCUGGGGUCUGGCUGCUCAUCCCGCCAAAGACCUGUGCAUCACCGCCAGCAACGACGCCACCAUCAGGCUGUGGGACCUCGCUGACAAGAAACUGCUGAACAAAGUGUGUGUGGGUCACCCUGCUCGCUGUGUCAGCUACAGCGCCGACGGAGACAUGCUGGCAGUGGGGAUGAAGAACGGCGAGUUCCUCAUCCUCCUCGCCAACUCUCUCAAGAUGUGGACGAAAAAGCGAGAUCGAAGUGUCGCCCUGCAGGACAUCCGCUUCAGUCCGGACCGGCGGUUGAUGGCGGUGGGCUCUGCGGAGAACACGGUGGAUGUGUACGACAUGAGCGCCGGCCCGAGUCUGACCCGGCUGGUUUACUGCUGCGACAUCCCGGCUUUCAUCCUGCAGCUGGACUUCUCUGCAGACAGCUGCUACAUACAAGUGUCCACAGGAACCUACCAGCGGCAGGUGUUUGAGGUUCCUUCAGGGAAGCUGAUCAGCGAUCAGAGCGCCAUCGACAGGAUCACCUGGGCCACGUGGACCAGCAUUCUGGGAGAUGAAGUUUUGGGGAUUUGGCCGCGUAAUGCAGAAAAAGCCGACGUGACCUGCGCAUGUGUGUCCCACGCCGGCCUGAACAUCGUCACCGGAGACGACUUUGGACUGGUCAAACUCUUUGACUUUCCGUGCACAGAGAAGUUUGCCAAACACAAGCGCUACCUCGGCCACUCGCCUCAUGUGACCAACAUCCGCUUCUCCCACGAUGACAAGUUUGUGAUCAGCGCAGGACUAGACGACUGCAGCAUGUUUGUGUGGAAAUGUCUGUAAACGCCGAGAUCCGAAGCGCCUUAACAGCACCACCAAGUGGAACUAGAGUCAUCACAAAGAGCCUCCACGGUUUAACAAACACAAACGGCCUGCUGAGCAAAUGUUUACAAUCCACUCGGGUGGCUUCAACUGUGACCAAGCGGGAAACUGCAGCGCCCCCCAGAGGUGGAAGAGAGAUGACGCAGAUACCCGUCUCUAACACUGCACACUCUGACCUUCAAACAGGCCUUCACAGUGCAGCGCCGACGCGUACGCUCACCUUCACACUUCGUCUCCUUACUGUUUACAAAUCUGUUCCUUUAGUUUGCUCUUCCACAAGCACACGGCAGAUCUCACCUCAAACUCCCACCCAUCACAUGCAGGCCUCACCUUCAUCCAGAUGGUGAAAGAGAGCAGAUUCCUGAACCCCGAGAGGCUAUUCAGGACCGUGGAGAGAAAGAUUGGAUAUGUAGUACAUCUCCCAUCGUCUCCUGCAUCCAGAAAAUUCUGCAGAAGAUGCUGUUUUCUACAAAUUAACUAGAAUCUGGAUUUAACUCUCCCAUAUUCAUAUUUAGUUGUUUUUUUUUUUAAUAAAAUGUAGUUUUAAGAUACAAAAUAUGCUUGAAAAUAUGUACAUAUUUUUUUACUAUUGGAAUUUUAUAUAGAUGUGUGUAAUUUUUAUAUUUUGUUACUUUUUUUGAUUAAAAAAACAAAAACAUCUAGAGCUUGAGCUUUCACAGUUCAUUUAAUCUUCUGAUAAUCUGAAAACAUCUAACAUUCCCCUACAAAUAAUCUAAAAAAAAAAAUCACCAAAACUGAAGACCAAAUAUGUGUUUGAUGAAAACAGCAUCUUCAUUUAAGAAAAAAAAAAGGACAAGUUAGUCCUGACUGUUUCAGCUUCAUGUUUCCAGAAACUUCCUGAAUUGUCGAAGGCAAAUCUACAGCUCCCUCUGCUGGAGAACGUUGCUGCAUCUGAUCAUCGUCAGACAUAAGUGCCUUUUUUAAAUCUUUCUCCUCGUUUCUUAAUUUACCUCUGAGCUGUGAGGGAUUUCAUACCGUCUUUUUUAUUCGUGCUUUUAUUUUGAAACCAUUCUUGGACUUAUUUUGUACUCUGUCUGGUGCUACAAAGAGAUUGUUCAUCCUGAAUGAACAGACAAAAAAAAGAACAUUUUUUUGCUUUGCUGCUGCUUUUUGUUUGAAAAACAUCCAAAGCUUCGUUGAUGGUGAAAGAACAUUUACAGGAACAUAUUGGUGUCAUUUAUGCCUGAUGUGACGUGUGGAUGAUUUCUGUGAUGAAUAGUAGCUGUUGUGAAAAGUGUCUGUUUGUGAAGAAUAAAACUGACUACUCACA
Messenger RNA from Oryzias melastigma (Indian medaka), 8249 nucleotides. Its product is annotated as echinoderm microtubule-associated protein-like 6. Bases 1004 to 6919 code for a protein of 1971 amino acids. Gene Ontology annotation, molecular function: microtubule binding. The transcript has 44 exons. The record is from RefSeq and is a predicted model, not a curated record. NCBI's taxonomy places the organism in Eukaryota, Metazoa, Chordata, Actinopteri, Beloniformes, Adrianichthyidae.